GAGACAGAGGAGAUUGAGGGAGUGUUGGAAAUUUGUAAGGCCAUAAACCCUUAUCAUCUUCUCCUUCCUCUUCCUAAACCCUUUCAAGAACAGAAAUUGAGGGUUUUAGCAGAAGAGAUUUACUAAUAAUUUACUCCAUUUUUAUCCUUUGAACCCUAUCUAUCUAUCUAUCUAUCUAUCUAUCUAUCUAUCUAUCUAUCUAUCUAUCUAUCUAUCUAUCUAUCUAUCUAUCUAUCUAUCUAUCUAUCUAUCUAUCUAUCUAUCUUUAUCUUCACCACACUGACUGACUUCAGGCAAAGAAAUACAAUUCAUUUUGAAUAAUAAUGGCUUCUAUAGUAGGUGUUUCUUCACUUUACCAGUUACCUUCUUCUUCAUCUUCAUCUUCUUCUUCUUCUUUUGUUAAAGUAGUGUUUGAUUCAUCCUCUACUCCAUUUCUAUCUCUAGUUAGAAGAAGUUGUAAACAGAAACUUAGAAUUAAACAUACUAUUCCAUGUGCAAUUGCUACUCCUAAUUCAGUCUUAAGUGAAGAAGCUUUUAAAGGUCUUGGUGGUCGAAAAUCUGGUUUCUCGUCAGAUGAUGAUGUUGUACCUGAGCAAUUAUACGACCUUGAUGAUGAUGAGGAUGUUUCUGAAAGCGAUGUUGAAAAGAAAGACGAUGGUGAUGUUCUUGCUCUGGAUAAUUUGGGUUUGCCUACACCUCUAGUUGAAGCUCUUGAGAAGCGUGGUAUUACUCAUCUUUUCCCUAUUCAGAGAGCUGUGUUAGUACCAGCUUUGGAAGGUCGAGAUAUCAUUGCCCGUGCUAAGACUGGGACAGGAAAAACUUUGGCCUUUGGUAUCCCUAUUAUUAAACGUCUCACUGUUGAUGAUGAAGGAAGAAAUAUCCCAAGGCGUUCGGGCCGGCUUCCUAGAUUUCUAGUGUUAGCACCAACGAGGGAGUUAGCUAGCCAAGUAGAGAAGGAAAUAAGGGAGUCAGCACCUUACUUGAAUACAGUCUGUGUUUAUGGAGGAGUUUCUUAUACUUCCCAGCAAAAUGCACUUUCCCGAGGAGUAGACGUAGUUGUAGGAACUCCGGGACGUAUCAUCGAUCUGGUUAAAGGUAACAGCCUCAAGUUGACCGAAGUUGAGUACUUGGUCCUUGAUGAAGCUGAUCAAAUGCUAGCUGUUGGGUUUGAGGAAGAUGUGGAAUGUAUCUUGGAAACUGUUCCAGCUCAACGACAAAGUAUGCUUUUUUCUGCAACCAUGCCUACUUGGGUGAAGAAGUUGUCAAGAAAGUACUUGGAUAAUCCCCUGACUAUCGAUCUGGUUGGUGACCAAGAUGAAAAGCUGGCAGAAGGGAUCAAAUUAUAUGCGUUACCAGCAACUUCAACUUCUAAGCGUACCAUUCUCAGCGAUCUUAUAACGGUCUACGCAAAGGGUGGGAAGGCUAUUGUUUUCACCCAGACUAAGCGAGACGCUGAUGAGGUUUCAAUGGCUUUAACCAGUAGCAUUGCGUCAGAGGCCCUGCAUGGUGAUAUCUCUCAACAUCAGCGAGAAAGAACAUUAAAUGGUUUCCGUCAAGGAAAGUUCACCGUGCUUGUAGCUACAGAUGUUGCAGCUCGUGGACUUGAUAUCCCCAAUGUUGAUUUGAUUAUACACUAUGAACUACCCAAUGAUCCAGAGACCUUUGUACAUCGUUCUGGUCGAACAGGACGUGCUGGGAAAGAAGGCAACGCCAUUCUUAUGUUCACUAGUAACCAGAGAAGAACUGUAAAGUCUCUUGAGCGCGAUGUGGGCUGUCACUUCCAAUUUAUAUCCCCACCAACUAUCGAGGAUGUGUUGGAAGCUUCAUCUGAGCAACUCCUUGCCACUCUCAAUGGGGUUCACCCACAAUCUAUAGAAUUCUUCACUCCUGCUGCACAAAAGUUGAUUGAUGAAAAAGGAACAGCCGCUCUUGCCGCUGCUCUGGCUCACUUAAGUGGUUUCUCCCAACCCCCUUCCUCUCGUUCGCUCAUCAGUCAUGAAAAGGGAUGGGUGACAUUACAGUUCACCCGCGAUCCAAGUGUUGCAAGAGGGUUUCUCUCUGCCAGAACUGUCAUGGGUUUUCUCUCUGAUGUUUAUCCUGCUACUGCUGAUGAAAUUGGAAAGAUAUCCAUAAUUGCAGAUGAAAGGAUUCAAGGCGCAGUGUUUGAUUUGCCAGAGGAGAUUGCAAAGAAACUGUUGAGUAAAGAGAUACCUGCUGGGAACACCAUUUCCAAGAUCAGCAAGUUACCCACGCUGCAAGACGAUGGACCUCCAAGUGACAACUACGGUAGAUUCUCUAACCGUGAUCGAGGUUCCCGAGGAGGUUCUCGGGAACGUGGAGGAGGGUUCAAAAGUUCUCGGGGAGGUUAUGGUGGUGGUGGACGCAGCUCUGAUGAUGAAGGUGGAUACCCCCGACGUGGAGGCCGUAGCUUCAGAUCGGAUGACAAUUAUUCAAGAAGCUCUAGAUCUAGUGGUGGUGGGGAUGAUUGGCUAAUUGGUGGCGGUAGUGGUAGAGGACGACCAAGCAGGUCAUCAUCUUUCAGGGGUGGCAGGGACAGUGGUUUUGGAGGGGCGUGCUUCAGUUGCGGACAGUCUGGACACAAGUCUUCAGAGUGCCCAAGCAAGAGAUCUUACUAGAGAGUCCUGUCACUCUUACCAUUUCCCUUCUCAUCAUGAGGCUCUUAAAAUUCAAAGUCAAAAUCAGUCGGAGUCUACAUCUGCUGCUAUGAAGGGUAAAUGCAAUCUAUAUUUUGGUUGGGGAUGUUGUGAUUUACACAGUUUUCGACUCAUAACACGGUCCCAGGGGAUAAUAAUUGAAGAAUGACGUGCCGAGUUGUCUGUAUCUGUGGCUGUGUAUGUAUAUGUAUUUGUGCACCAUUAUUCCUGUAGUUUUGCCAAGGAAAAAGGUGAUGGGAAAUUCACUGUGGUUGGUGGUGCAGCUGCUUAGGAUUAGAUUUAACUUUUUCAUGUCUAAGAUGAUUCUUAACUAGUUUUUUCUCAUAAUAAAGAUAUAGUUGCUUUACCAUU
This is a messenger RNA of Papaver somniferum (opium poppy), 3026 nucleotides long. RefSeq names its product DEAD-box ATP-dependent RNA helicase 3, chloroplastic-like. The record is from RefSeq and is a predicted model, not a curated record. The coding region runs from base 324 to 2636 and encodes 770 amino acids. NCBI's taxonomy places the organism in Eukaryota, Viridiplantae, Streptophyta, Magnoliopsida, Ranunculales, Papaveraceae. The transcript has 10 exons. Gene Ontology annotation, molecular function: zinc ion binding; RNA helicase activity; ATP binding.